Messenger RNA from Acanthamoeba castellanii str. Neff, 525 nucleotides. RefSeq names its product transmembrane protein 18, putative. The transcript is spliced from 3 exons. The record is from RefSeq and is a predicted model, not a curated record. Bases 1 to 525 code for a protein of 174 amino acids. NCBI's taxonomy places the organism in Eukaryota, Discosea, Longamoebia, Acanthamoebidae.
AUGGACUUCCUGGGCGCGACGCUGAACAAUGCGAUGGGCGAGGGGUUCAACCUGACGGAGGAGAUCAACAAGGCGUGGGAGGAGCUCGACCUGCCCACGUGGGACAAGCUGGCCGAGCACGGUUCGGGCAGCUGGGAGAAUCUGCAGGAGUUCAUCGGCGCGGUCGAUUGGAACGAGCCGUGGUUGCUGGGCCUCGCCAUCUUCUACGCCACCCUCCUCAUCACCAUCUUCUGGACACGCAAGAUGUUCAACGUCCAGACCGCCCUCUGGAUUCUCAUCUUGGGACUGGUGGGUGCGGCACAGUACAUCAACGAGGUGGCGAUGGCCCACUGGGAGCUGUUUGCCGCCAAGCCCUACUUCACCAAGAACGGCUUCUUCGUGUCGGUCAUCUUCUCCUUCCCUCUCCUCCUCCUUGCUGUCGUCAUCACCAUCAACUUCCUGGUGAUGUCGUGCGAGAUGAUGGCCAAACUGAAGGCUGCGCAGCUGCGAGAGAAGCACAAGGACCAGCGCAAGAAGGCCAACUAA